AUGGAUAUUGGCAGUGGUGCUGUGCUGUGGCUGGGGUGGGCAUCGGUGAGGGCAUCACGCCCAUCCCGCUUGCGCCGACGGCACCGGACACACGCUCGAGGAUCCCGGGCCAGCCUGCGCUCACCCACAAAUGGGAGCUUGCUGGAUAGAACAGUGUACAGGAGCAUUCGUGUGGCCCAAGUUUGGCACCUCCAUUUUGAAUCCACACUGACAAGUGGUCUGGAGCUGAGCUUUGCACCUCAUCCGAAAACUGGCACCCAGUAUUACGUGCCUGGUUGCCAGCAAAGGGAAGAGGUACCUGGUCAGGCUGAUGUGCCUCUCUCAGUCCUAAGUACUCCAUGGGCUUCAGCAGCCUCCAUCCUUCUGGGCCAGAGACCUAAAAAGCACGAAGGGCACGUGGGUGGUAUCGAAGUGGCUGAAACUCGUACACCUGCAGAGCGUGAUGCUGAAGGUGGAGAGGAACAGCUGGAAAGAGACAGGAAUGCUGCGAGAGGCCGCAGCAAGGCGGGUGCCACAGUGGUUUGUUGGUCCCCCACGGAUGCUGUGCAUCUGGCCGAAUCGGCACUGCCAGGGCUGCUCCUCGCCCUGCAGGGUCCUGCAUCUCUCAGCUGGGGGCUGCCAGCCCUUGCCUGGCGCCCACUCUGUAGGGCGGAGUACAGCUGCCUGCUGGUUCCCUGCCGCUGCCCUGGGGCACUCAGUGCACCCCCCAAUCUGCGGGAGGGCUGCCUGGCUUCUCCCGGGCGCUCGCUACAUGGUUACUUAGAAAGCGAGCCGCUCACGCUACAGCUGUUCAUUGGGACUGCAGACGACCGCCUGCUGCGACCCCAUGCUUUCUACCAGGUUCAUCGAAUCACCGGGAAGACCGUUUCCACCACCAGCCACGAAACAAUACUUUCCAACACCAAAGUCCUGGAAAUUCCACUUCUUCCAGAGAACAACAUGAGAGCAAUCAUCGACUGUGCCGGGAUAUUAAAGCUCCGAAACUCUGACAUCGAGCUGCGCAAGGGAGAGACGGACAUCGGUCGGAAGAACACGCGUGUGCGGCUGGUCUUCAGGGUUCAUAUCCCGCAGGCCAACGGCAGGACCCUCUCCUUGCAAGUAGCCUCCAACCCCAUCGAAUGCUCUCAGAGAUCUGCCCAAGAACUGCCUCUGGUGGAGAAGCAAAGUACUGACAGCUUUCCUGUUAUUGGAGGGAAAAAAAUGAUACUGACUGGCCAUAACUUUCUGCAAGAUUCCAAAGUCAUCUUUGUGGAGAAAGCACCAG
Messenger RNA from Pelecanus crispus (Dalmatian pelican), 1264 nucleotides. The record is from RefSeq and is a predicted model, not a curated record. NCBI's taxonomy places the organism in Eukaryota, Metazoa, Chordata, Aves, Pelecaniformes, Pelecanidae.